AUGUUCCAGGCUACGGGAGCUGCCAGCCCACCCCCAACUCAUGAGGCAAAGAACAACUCAGGAGGCAGCACAGUGCAGCGCUCCAAGUCCUUCAGCCUGAAGGCGCAGGUGAAGGAGAUGUGCACCGCCUGCCAGAAAACCGUCUACCCCAUGGAGCGUCCGGUGCCAGAGCUAACCCUACCCUCUUCCUCCAGCCUGGGCAGCUACGCGGCGCUCCACGGGGAAUUCUACUGCAAGCCCCACUUCCAGCAGCUCUUCAAGAGUAAAGGCAACUACGACGAGGGCUUCGGGCGCAAGCAGCACAAGGAGCUGUGGGUGCACAAGGAGGUGGAGAGCGGGACCAAGUCGGCGUGA
Apaloderma vittatum (bar-tailed trogon) is the source of this 354-nucleotide messenger RNA. It is a transcript of the gene LIMD2, whose product is annotated as LIM domain containing 2. Bases 1 to 354 code for a protein of 117 amino acids. Gene Ontology annotation, molecular function: actin filament binding. The transcript is spliced from 4 exons. Lineage: Eukaryota; Metazoa; Chordata; Aves; Trogoniformes; Trogonidae. Gene Ontology annotation, biological process: actin filament bundle assembly. The record is from RefSeq and is a predicted model, not a curated record. Gene Ontology annotation, cellular component: plasma membrane; actin cytoskeleton.